Messenger RNA from Pelobates fuscus (common spadefoot toad), 3658 nucleotides. It is a transcript of the gene AGBL2, whose product is annotated as AGBL carboxypeptidase 2. The coding region runs from base 77 to 3016 and encodes 979 amino acids. Lineage: Eukaryota; Metazoa; Chordata; Amphibia; Anura; Pelobatidae. The transcript is spliced from 22 exons. Gene Ontology annotation, biological process: proteolysis. Gene Ontology annotation, molecular function: metallocarboxypeptidase activity; zinc ion binding. The record is from RefSeq and is a predicted model, not a curated record.
UAAGAGUUUAAUUGGGAGGAGCGAGAGGAACUUGGAGACUUCUGCAAUACAUCUUCAACUCAGAUAAGGAAUUGGCAUGUGUCCUGCUUUGCAGACAGACCUGGAACCUGUGAGGUUCACAGACCCUUAUGAAAAUUUUAUGCGUCACCACCUUCAGUAUUAUGGUUACUUUAGAGGGCUGAAAGCUAAAGAUGACAGUGUCCUGUUAAAGGCAGCUCCACGACAACGCAGACCCACAGAGGAGGCUGAAAGCGACUCCGAGCGGGAGUCUUCUCUAGAGGAUCAGAAAAAACUAAUUUACUCUCUGUUGCUGGAGGAAUCCCUUUUUAAGAGUAAACAAAUUGUAUUCGAUAACCAAGAAGGACAGGUCAUCCCACGGCUUAAAGAACCCCGGGAUUUAUUUAAUUCUUCCAUACAAAGUGGUGUGCAAACUCCACGGUGGCCAAAGGAAUGCGAUGUUAUCAAAGAAGCUAUCACCCAUAUUGAAUGGGAUCCACCAGACCCAGAGGUUUUCUACAAGGCCACUGGGAAAGAACAAAUGCCUCAGGGAACUUCCGAUGGAAAUGGAAAAGUUGUAUAUGAAAUUAAACAAGCUUAUAAGGGAUCCUACUUCAUUGGUUCACGGACACGGGGGCGCCCCUGUGCCACCAAUGCACCUUGCGCCAGUUUUAAUGCACAGACUAACAACGACCUGCAGUUUGAAUCUCGAUUUGAAAGUGGGAACCUUCAGAAAGCCAUCAAAGUGGGGGUAAAUGAAUAUGAGCUAACGUUACGCACUGAUCUCUACACUAGCAAACACACCCAGUGGUUUUACUUCCAGGUGAAAAACAUGAGGAAAGGUGUACCAUACCGAUUCACAAUUACCAACUUGAUGAAGAGUAACAGCCUAUACAAUGCAGGCCUCAAGCCUUUACUAUAUUCUGAACAGGAAGCCUUGCUCAAUGGCAUAGGCUGGAGGAGAGAAGGCAAAGACAUAAAGUACUAUAAGAGCUCAGGAAUCCAAGAUGGAAACACAUUGUAUCGUUUGACGUGGACUUUCGAAUUCCAACACGAUGAUGACACUUGUUAUUUUGCUCACUGUUACCCAUAUACUUACUCAGACCUACAGAGGGAUCUUCACAGUGUGGCCAAUGACCCCAUACGUUCUCAGUAUUGCAAGCUACGACCUCUCUGUAGGAGCUUAGCCGGGAAUACAGUCUAUCUGCUCACCAUUACUUCUCCCUCUUCAAAACUUAUGGCAGCUGCCAAGAAGAAAGCAGUGGUGGUGACGGCAAGAGUCCACCCUGGAGAGACCAACGGGUCCUGGAUGAUGAAAGGUUUCUUGGAUUUUCUUCUGAGUGACUCUCCGGACGCUGAGCUCUUGAGGGAUACAUUUAUCUUCAAGGUAGUCCCCAUGCUGAACCCUGAUGGGGUUAUAGUUGGAAAUUAUCGCUGCUCUUUAACCGGGAGAGACCUGAACAGGAACUACAGAAGCAUGCUGAAGGAUUCCUUCCCCUGCAUUUGGCACACGCAGACCAUGAUUAAACGGCUCGUAGCCGAACGAGAAGUUCUCCUGUAUUGUGAUUUCCAUGGACACAGUCGUAGGAGCAAUGUCUUCAUGUAUGGCUGUAACAACAAGGGUCCACCAGAAACAAAACUUCAUGAGAGAGUGUUCCCACUAAUGCUGAGUAAAAAUGCCCCUGACAAGUUUUUAUUCAAGGGCUGUAAGUUUAAAGUACAAAAAAGCAAAGAAGGAACGGGGAGGAUUGUAAUGUGGAGAAAGGGAAUCGUGAAUAGUUACACCAUGGAGUCAACGUUUGGAGGAUCUACCCUAGGCAAUCGAAAAGGCACCCAUUUCAGUGCCGCCGAUCUAAAAUCCAUGGGCCACCACUUUUGUGACACAUUGCUGGACUACUGUGAUCCUGACAACAGCAAGUUCAAGCUGUGUGUGUCUGAACUCCAGAGCUUAGUGGAAGAAGAAAUAAGGGAGAAGCUGAAGCGACUUGGACGCGAUGUAGAUUCAGAUAUCAAUCUGAGCGAUAUCUCAUUGUCAGAUCUUGAAUCCAGCACAGGAGGAUCCAACAGUUCAGAAUCAGAUGGACUUCCAGCUCAUUUACUUCAUAUUGCAGAAAAGCUCUACCCAAAGAAGAAACGCCUUAGGUCACGAAAGGAGAGAAAUAGAUUGUAUAAGAAACGUCACACCAAACACCAAUCAAAACCACAGGAAAUUGCGGAUAUUUCUGAACCUGCUAGCCAAACUGUAAAGCCUGCACCCUCCAAAGUAUCUGGGAAAUAUGACAAGGAGAAGAGGAAUGCUAAGAUGAAGUCACAGGAAGGUUCUUUAUCACAGAACUCAGCAGGGGGUCAGACAUCCUCAGUGCAAACAACAGAAAAGCCUGUUCUGUCAUUCUCUCGCAAGCCAGAAUCAGUUACCGUGAAGACUCAGUUGAUCAACAAACUCCCAACGUCCUACGUCGGAGAGUUCUCUGUGGUUGAUCAUGUUUGUCAUCGCCAUGUGACCGUCAAAUCCCGUGAAGCUGGAAAUGGGAAUCGUCUGCCCCUAAUUAUAACAGUUAUCCAGAGAGCCAGUGUGCCUCCAUAUUCAAAAGAUGUACCAUCUAUAAAGCAGCACCCUCCACCAUUCCAUGCCAUGCUGGACUUUAACAGUAAGAGAAGACAGGUUACAGACAAUGUGCUCAAAAGAGAAGCACCAAUUGUAGCGCAUACAUCACUGACAGCAGGAAUAAAACCGUACAGCCUCCCAUCAAACAUGGAGAAACAAAAAUACUUUGAAGCCUCUGCAACACCAGUGGAUUUGCAGCUUAGCCUCAGCCCAAAGAUCAGCAAGACAAGAGGAAUCCGUCGAGAGUCACUCAUGUCCCUUGUGUCUUCAGACUACUUUGACAGUUUACUGCUCAAGCCAAAGAAAGAAUUAUUGGACACUCCAAAUAAAGUGCGUGGUCUAACCAAGUCAGAAUCUUACCUCCAAUCUGCUUCCGGUGAUUCAAAACGUCCAAAGCAGCUGCCCUUACGAUGAGAGAUCAGUCUUCCAGCAGCAACAUUUCUGAAGAGGAUAGAUGUAUUGUGUGCUUUAUCAACCCCACAGAUUGACAAUUUGUGAGAUCAAAUGAAAUAAGAGUGGAAUACAUUAAUUCUAUGGAGAUUCAGUAGCUUUAAGUAUUAUGGUUAAUGAUGAACAGUCAUGUUUUAAACUUUAUUUAAAUCCCCUAUUACAAAUCAGGUAUUAUACUCUAUAUAUUUGGAUCAAUUCAGCACAUUUUAACAAUGUGCAGAGGGCGGCAUUAGUUACAAGUGUAUCCAAAUUCAUGUGCCCUUGAGGUUUCACUUCUCUGCAAAAUGCUAGCGACAGUUUGUAAUGUCAUAUUGUAGACUGACAUGCAAACGAAAUCAUGCAGGUAGUGGAAGUUGGCAAUGCUGGGAAUAUAUCACCCCUGUUACAAUGUCAUUAGUGUUUCCUGGGCUGGAAACUGUCAAUUCCUUUAAGAGAUUGUACCUGUAUUAUCUUUAACGCCUGGAUCUCAGGAUGGUAAUUUGGACAGAUCACCUAAAAACUUUGAUAACCAAUACUACAAAAGUUGUGUUUACAUGUUUGUAGUUAAAUACCUUAAUGACAAAAUCAAGCCAAUAUGAAUAAAGUGUUUGUUAUGGUCAGGUGCUA